GCGAUGCUCAUCGAUUAAGUUGUAUAUUCUGAUAAACUAUUUGUACCGGAUCAUGCGCAAAAAUAACAUUUCAUUCAAUCUUUCUCGAAUUUCAUUUAUCUAAUACUUUACGCGAAAUUGUCGGAGAUUUAAGCGUCAACGGAUAUACCUACUAACGUCGGAUCGAGGAAUUUUUUUGGUUGCAUUAUGCAUUCGAUUUUUAUUGUGAUUUUAAUUUUCGUUUUCGUAACUGCCACCAUUAAUGCGAGAGAAAUUACCAAGAUUUUCGAUAGUAGUAAGAUGCCCAGCGGAUCAUUUUAUUCAAAAUGGUUUCCAUAUUCUUACAAUUCAUCCGAUGUCGAAAUGUUUUAUUUUCGAGGACAUCAAGAUGAAAAAGUACAAAUCACAUUCGAUAAAUUCAAUUUGUUUUCAAAAGGCCCGUCCCCGAACGAAAGAUGUGGAAUAGACAAUUCAAUUUCGUCCAUCAGUUACAAAAAAACGGAUAGAAGUAUAGACUGGGAGAGAUUUUGCGGGACUCGCAAACCAUUACCGAUAAUGUCCGAAGAAGAGCAGUUUUCCUUACGUUACGAACCAGUCGUAAUUCCUGCCAAUAACUUGAUGAGAGAACAAAAUCAGGAAAUUGGUUUUAACGCUUCGUUUAGAUUUGUUAAAAAUUAUGGAAUCGAUUACCAAAGUUCACCAAACGAUCAGUCCAAUUAUGGUUGUGAUUUUACAUACGAUAGCGAAGAUUACCCGAAUGGAACAUUCAAUAGUCCAAAUUUUCCCGGAACGUAUCCAACACCCAUAUUGUGUUAUUUUACUUUCAAAGGAGUUGAAAGCAAUAUUUUCUUCAAUUUUACACAUUUUAAUCUCAUAGGAUCAACGGACUGUAAUGAAGAAGUAGAUAAAAAAGACAAAUUGCAAAUUUUAACCGCCAGCGAUGGUUUUACGGACGAGAAUAAGCAAGAGUUUUGCGGAAAUCAUACUGAAAUUUUCAACGUUACUAUUACCAAUAGAACGGCUUUUAUUAUAUUUUACCAUCAGACAAAUUUCUCGGACGUAGAAUUAUCCAAUUACGAAUUUGUAGGAUUCAGCGCCACUUUCUUAUUUACCAAUGAGACCGUACCAAAUGCUUGUUAUCAUAUAAUACCAAAUAUUGGAUCUUUAUGCAUCUGCCUGUAUUUGUGGUUACAUAAAUAUCUAUAUUUUUAACAAAAACUCUACAAUUAGUUAGUUUAAUUAAUAAAUCAGGCGAAAUAAGUCAUUCAACUGGUUUUUAUAUUAUUUUUCCCCCUCCUCACUUUAUUCGCUGUAUUUGCUCACUGGUGAUUUCAAAACAUUCUAACAAAGUAAGUACUUACGAUAUAUUUUAAUUCUUGUAAAUUUACCUAUCAAAUAAUUAAUUCUCAUGUUAGCUUCAUUUUCCAAUUGUUUUCUUUGUUUUAUUGUUGAAUAAAUUCCCUUAUUUAUAAAAUAAUUUUGUUUUUAAAUUAUUUUUUACCAACAUCAUUAUUUUAAUUUUUUCAAUUCGGCAUUUUUAUUACCAUUAUGCAUACCUUUACCUAUACGUACAUACUUACCUACUCAUAAAUUCAUAUUAUUUUGAACUUUGAAGAAGCAAUUCACAUUAUUGUUACCUAUUAUUUUUCAAAAUUGAAGAAAUUAUACCUGAAUAGCAAUACAAUAUGGCUCGUGCUGUCGUGCAUUGACAAUACCGAAAAAUUUGUGUAAAUCAAGUGAUAUUAAUAAUAAGAAGUGUUGAAAUGAAACAUACUUUAAUUAAAUAAUUUAAAUUUCACCUGUGUAUUCUUCAUAUUGUUAUGUUUAUAUUAAGCUUAUCAAAAAUGUAACCUUUUUCUAUUUAUGAAUAAUAAAUACUCAAUUGAUUGUUUA
Molecule: messenger RNA, 1872 nt
Organism: Planococcus citri (citrus mealybug)
Lineage: Eukaryota; Metazoa; Arthropoda; Insecta; Hemiptera; Pseudococcidae
Product: suppressor of lurcher protein 1-like
Exons: 6
Coding region: 187-1191 (334 amino acids)
Cellular component (GO): plasma membrane
Source: RefSeq, a predicted model, not a curated record